This is a messenger RNA of Mycena citricolor, 1971 nucleotides long. The record is from the annotation of a GenBank genome assembly. NCBI's taxonomy places the organism in Eukaryota, Fungi, Basidiomycota, Agaricomycetes, Agaricales, Mycenaceae.
AUGAUCGAGAUUUCCGUGACCGUGCCAACAAACCUCGUGGACUGCAAGCUGCCCGCAAGCUCCGAAACGACCGCCGUGAAAACCGCUGGGUACGCCUGGUCACUAUCUUCCCCUCCACAUCUUCUUAUCGUCGAGCAGGCGGACAAAGCAUACAAAAAGCGUGCCUUGGGCAACAUUUACCGGACCUCCCCCACUGGUGGAUCGUCUCACGCUAAGGGAAUCGUUCUCGAAAAGGUCGGCGUCGAGGCCAAGCAGCCCAACUCCGCCAUCCGCAAAUGUGUCCGAGUGCAGCUCAUCAAGAACGGAAAGAAGGUCACUGCCUUCGUGCCCAAUGACGGUUGCCUUAACUUCGUCGAUGAGAACGACGAGGUACUCAUCUCCGGUUUCGGUCGUCGCGGAAAGGCCAAGGGAGAUAUUCCUGGUGUGCGAUUCAAGGUGGUGAAGGUGUCUGGUGUUGGUCUCCUUGCUCUGUGGAAGGAGAAGAAGGAGAAGCCUCGGUCCCAUCUUGCAAUUGUACUUUGCUUCAUCUACCAUGUUACGAGCACCUCGCAGAGUGCCGCCGCCGCCCCGCCUGCCCCGUUGUCCAAUGACUCUGAUGAGAAUAUCGAUGUCAAGCUCAGCGUCCGAGAAAGGAUUGCUCACCUCCAAUUGGAUCAUGUCGCACGCCCACCAGUCUCACUCGCGUCCAAGGCUCCUCCACGCCCUCCGCCGAGGCGUAAUGACUCUUCCCUCGCGCAAGGACUAGCGCCAGCGCUUCCUGCAAGACGCGCAAGCGAUUGCGACGAUGCGGCACUCAAUCUGGCCAGGCCUCCCCCACCGCCUGUCACAAAGAUUGCAGAGACGCCUCCUCCGACACACGUUCCCAGACGGCUACCCCCACGGCUUGCCACGCCUCCUCCCGAACCGGAGGUGGACCCGACAUAUCAAGAGGAACCGCUGGGAGAUCAUGACCCAGAUCUCGAAGAAUCUGCUUCAUGUAUCAAGUGCCACGACUUCUCUGUUAUCGACGAACAUGCCGGCCAAUUCCCCCGACACAGUGUCCGUUCUAUACCAGAACUGGCUCAUGCUUUGACAGAGCCAUGGGAAUCAGAAACGGAAAAGGCCCGGGCCAUCUUCUACUGGCUUCACCUCAACGUAAUCUACGACGUCCAGUCCUUUUUCUCGGGUUGCCUUCCUUCUCAGUCUCCCGGGGACACACUAUCGACCGGUCUAGCCGUCUGUGAUGGGUUCGCUGGGCUGUUUGCUGAGCUCGCAGCCAUCGCAGGUCUACAAGUCCACAAAGUCACCGGACAUGGCAAGGGCUAUGGCUACGCAGCCUUCCCACCGGGAUCACCUUGUCCUCCUGAAGAAAGCAAUCACGCGUGGAACUGUGCCCUGCUCGACGGCGAAUGGCGCCUGCUCGAUCCCUGCUGGGGCGCUGGUGCCCUCAUGGGAUCUGAAUACAGCCAGCGAUUCGCUCCGGUGUGGUUCUACUCUUCGGCAUCUGAAUUCGGAAGACGGCAUUACCCCACUGAUCCUUCAUUCCAACUACUCGGGGAGGAGGACGGAGGCCCCGUGAGUUGGAGGGACUAUAUCUUGGCGCCUCCAGGCCCUGUCCUCUUUGGCAGCUUCGACCAGCUGGCGUUCCACGCGGAACAUCUACAACCAUCACAGGCUGAAAUACCAAGCGGACAUUGGUGUGCGUUCACCCUGUUCAAGCAGUGCGAACACAUGUCCCGAGACGAAGCCGACAAUUACGUCUAUUUCAUUCACGGACCGGACGACAGAAAGACGGUGUUGGUGCCCGACGCAGAGGGCGGCUGGAGUGCUAGCGUCUACUUUCCAGGCGGUGUUACGGGCGACGUCCAGCUCAACUACGUAACAUCGUUCGACAACCGAGACGCCAAAGGACUGUCGGGGCGGACAUUCGAAAAGAGCUUGGGUCGCAAGGCAAUGGCUUGGUCCGGCUUGUGCAAGUGGACCGUCGUCUGA